Molecule: messenger RNA, 894 nt
Organism: Austrofundulus limnaeus
Lineage: Eukaryota; Metazoa; Chordata; Actinopteri; Cyprinodontiformes; Rivulidae
Source: RefSeq, a predicted model, not a curated record
AGAUGCUGCCCACCUCACCGAUGUGGGGGGCGGAUGCCCCCUGAUGCGCCUGGAGUGCUGGUCCUGCAGCCCAGUGAGGAGGAAAGGCUGCAGAGGAGACCAGUCUGCCCUGAACCACCCUGCCUACAGCUGUGGUCACGCUCGCUGCUCCCUGCUCACCCCUGAUGCUGCAGCGUGGGGCGAGACCAGCGACUCGGGUCAGGGCACCUUCAGCCAGCCCACAGGGAAGUGCCUCAGUGAGCUGGAUCCAAACCACUGCCUGGAGGAGACGGACCCUGAUGACACCUCGGCCUUCGACUACUCCUCCGUCACCUCGGGCAGCCCUGAUGGCGCCCUGCACAGGAUGCACAGCAACAGUGGGGAGGAUGAAGACAGCCAGGUGCCAGUGCUGCUGAAGCCCAAAGAGAGGACUGUGUGCCUGAGGUGGCAGAUCCCCAGAUUAACCCCCCACCCUCCUUCCAGGACCCCCACAGGGCCACAUGUGGAGGCACCGAGUCUCGUCAGCUCCUUUGGGAAGAGAUUAAUCAGCGUCAGGAAAGGCUCGCCUCCGCUCCAUCUGAAAAGUGCCUUCAGGCCCAUUUGGGACAAUCCAUCAAAGCAGCAGGAAACUGAUUCAGCUCCAGAAAAGGACGUCAGACAAGCGUUCAUACCAGUUCCUGCUGCUGGGAGGAGUUUCAAUGCUUUCAUUCCCAGCAAGGAAAAUCUGAGACCGACGCUGACUCAGCAUGAAACGAACAACACAGCAGCAACAAGCAGCGGCACCCUGUGGGACAGUGAGGACAGCGAGGGACCCUGCAGCACUGUUUGACUCUUACUGUCCUCCCAGGAAGAGGAGGAAAAUUAGAAAUUGGAACAAAAAUUAAGAUUUACAGUAAAACCAACUCAUAACCCUAA